AACAGUUUGCUGUUGCGAAGACGCAGUUACUAGAGCGCGGCUAGUCAGCGGUCAAAACAGUCCAUAUCUCCAGCUAAUUUAUAAGGGAUUACUAGUUUAAUUAAGGAGUUUUAAAUGAGUCUAGAUCAACAGUAAACAUUUACCCGCGGACUUUUUGUGUUCAACAAGAAGAAACGAUGGACAUUAACUACUAUUUUCAGGCCUUCGAGCUGAGCGUGCGCAGCUAUGCUGGAGAAGACCCCCUGGAUCCCUGGGAUAAGUUUGUGCAGUUUCUGGAGAGCAAGCUGUCGCCGGAGGAGAGGAGGGGUAUGUCAGUGGUGCUGGAGCGCCUGGUGCAGACCUUCCUUCAGGAGGAGAGAUACCACAACGACCCACGAUACAUCACUCACUGCCUCCGAUGUGCAAACUCCUGCAGCGAUAGCAUCGAGGUGUACGGCUAUCUGCACGGCCGGGGCGUGGGGACGCAGGCGGCGGCGCUCUAUAUAGACUGGGCCCGUCAGUACGAGGAGAAAGGCCAGCUGUCCCAGGCUGAGACGGUGUACCACAGAGCUCUGGAGAGCAAGGCUCAGCCGCAGGACAGUGUGCUGCAGCAGUACAGGCUCCUCCAGGGCCGGAUGAGUGCGUGUGCGAGUGCUCCGACAGCAGCGUCAGACUCGGAUCACGUGCGGCAGCCUCUUCAGAACUCACAGCUGGUGAACCAGAACCCCCGACCCAGAGACGCGGCUCAAGCACAGUGCAAGGAUCCAGAAGAGCUCUCUCCUGCUCCUAGAAUGGUGCGCAGAAUCUCGCGCUCGGAGAAUAACCCGGUCCGGUCGGGCGGCGCUAACAGUGUGGAGUGUGUGUCCAUGUACUGUGUGAGUGAGCUGCUGUGUGAGGGAUCGGAGCUGUCUUUUGAGGAGCUCAGAGCCAGGCGCUACUUUGCUAAACGCAGCCAACAGGAGGAGCAGCGCCGGCUGGCUGAGGAGCAGCGCAGGCUUUGGGAAGAGGAAGAGGAGGUGAGGAAGAUGAAGCAGCUCUUGGAUGAUCUGGAGAAGAAUGUGACUCUGCAGCCGGAGCAGGCCUCUCUUACGGGAGAUGAGGCCCCUGAGCCAGUGUGGUCCUCCAGGCCUCCGACAGGACUGCAGCUUCAGACCCAGCACUCCGCAGGCCAUGCUGGGAAAUGGGACACCAGUGUGGCAGAAAGGAGCAGUGCGGCCUGCGUCUCCCGACCAGAGAGCGUGAGUGUGUCUAGAGAGAGUCUGCUGGGACGGAUCGAGAGCUCGGCAGUGCUGCGGGAUCCCACGCGUCAGAGCACAUCCCUGAUCCACAGCAGCGGCUGCGCGGAGCCUGACGCCGCGUGUGAUCAGGGUGAUGCGGAGGCAAACGCAGACAUGUCAUGUGGCGGGUUCAAUCACUCUCAUGUCACUCCAAACACGUCUCUGGGUUUCGCUCAUGCCACACCGUCCCGUGCUCUCCCUUCUCCCACUGUCAACACGCGUGAGGCUUUGGGUGUGAUCAUGGACAUGUUUCAGGCUCCCACCCUCCUCCAGGAGUCCAUGUUCAACAGCGCCGUUCAGCCGGAGGACAGCUUUGAGAAGAGCUGCAGGAUCAGCAGCGCUCCCUCAUGUGAUAAAGCUCCCAGCGCAACUCCCUUCAUGAUUUACCAGGACAGCGACGAGCAGGAGAGCGCAGGUUCUGACCAGGACAGAAUCAAACCAGCGGUGAGCCGAGCGCUGAUGGAGAUCCCGGUGUCUAAAGCCAAUGACACUCCGGUCAGCGCAGAGUCCAUCACAGAUGAGAGCACACUGUGGGCAGCGCGUAACGUCUCUGUAGGCCCGUGUCCCAACCACACCCGUGACUUCGCCCUGUCCGCUCAUCUGGUGUCCACGCCGCUCCACCCUCACGCACCGCACUCAUGGGACAUGGAGCAGGCGCCAGAGGAAGCUGCAGGGGUCCGGGGCAUCAGCGGAUCAGAGGAGAACCCCUACGUACGACAGCCCACCAAACUCAGUCCAAUCAUGGAGCAGAGUCCGGCGGAGGAGAAGCCGGCGGAGCUGGCGGAGUGCAGCAUGCGUGCGCAGGGCACUAUCGUUGGGGAAGGUGUGUCAUUAGCUCAGCCGAGUCAAGGGCUUUCUCUGGCCCAGCACAGCCAAAGCACUUGCAGCAGCAGCAGCAGACAUCCUCUGGCCGCCCUGUCCUUCCCCGACAACACAGCCCUGAGGACACACGACGAGUCCAUGAGGAGCAGCACCAGACCCAGCUGGAGCAUUUAUCAGAGCCCGGAGAAGGAGCCCACACUCCCAGCGACAGACACAGACGCUCCACUGGAUCAAGACAGAGUUGAUGUUCUCCUGCCGAAGAGGUCCUUUCACAGGCGCAAGUCAGGGAGAAAUCCACUGGAAGAGAACCAGGAAGUCUUCCGUGAGCAAGACGUCCUCACGAGUCCGAAAGCUGCCCCGGGACUGCACUGGCUCCAGAUUAACAGCUCGACACACGCAGCAGAACCAGAUCUCGACGUCAUGAAGAGUCCUCCUGUGGUCUCCUGGAUCGGCCACCAGAGCCCAGAGGAAGCUCCUGAAACGGACUUCCUGUGGGAGACAAUCCCAGAGCCGGUGGGGCAGAAUUCAGACGUGCUCUCAGCACAGGGAGAAGUAGAUCUUGUGCUUCCCAAGAAAUCAUUCCAGCGGAGGAAAUCAGGGGUAAGAGCGCUGCAGGCGUUGCAUGAGUCUCUCUUAAUGAGUCCAAAGCAAGCCCUUAAACCGUCUCAGGAGGAGCCCGGGAGUCCAGAACCCGCACCGGGUCUAGACUGGUUCUGCGUCAACAGCCCACAGCAGCCGAGUGAACCAGAUCUGGAUGUGAUGGCCAGCCCCCCGCAGAGCUGCCGGACACCAGAUGCCCCCAUGAGCCCGAUGGACACAUCCAGAGCUGUCUGUGUCCAGCAGGUGUCUGACCCCUGGGACGAGGAGCUGCUCGUGUCUCUGCUGUCCAGCCUGCAGCCCCCUCUCUCCUCCCACCACAACCUCACCGUCUGGAGCUGUGGCCUGCCCACCAUCACACCCAAAAUGACCGUCCAGAUUGCUGGAGAGUCGCUGCGAGUGGACUUUGUUCUCGGACAGGGAGCGUUUGCCACAGUGUACCAGGCCACCAACCUCAUGAGCACACAGAAACUCUUCCUGAAGGUGCAGAAGCCAGCGAACCCGUGGGAGUUCUACAUGGACUGCCAGCUGAACGUCCGUCUGCAGCCCAGCGUGCGGCACCUGUUUAACACCAUAUACUCUGCCCACCUCUUCACGGAUAGUUCGGUGGUGGUGUUGUCUUGUGUCAUCCUCCAGAGCGCUAUAAACCUGUACAAGAGCCGCAGUGAGAAGGUGAUGCCGCAGCCUCUGGUGCUGUACUUCACCGUCUGUAUCCUGCACAUGGUGGAGCAGCUGCACCAGGCCAGGAUCAUACACGCCGACAUCAAGCCCGACAACUUCCUGUUGGGAGAGAGGUUUCUGGAGAAUGACUGCUUUGAGCAGGAUCACCUGGAGCACGGCCUGGCUCUGAUUGACCUCGGCCAGAGCAUCGACAUGACGCUCUUCCCAGAAGGCACUGCGUUCACUGCCAAGUGCAUGACUUCAGGCUUCCAGUGUGUGGAGAUGCUGAGCGGCCGACCCUGGACCUAUCAGACUGAUUAUUUUGGCAUUGCGGGGACGGUCUACUGUAUGAUGUUUGGGACGUACAUGCAAGUUAAACAGGAAGGAGGCGUUUGGAGAACCAAUGGAGUUUUCAGAAGGAACGUGCACGCUGAUCUGUGGCAGGACUUCUUCCACACGCUGCUGAACGUGCCGGACUGCAGCUCUUUGCCGUGUCUGCGCAGCCUGCGCCUGCGACUCGACGCCGUCCUGCAGCAGAAUUACAGCAGCAAGCUGCGCAGUCUGAAGAACAGACUGGUGGUGCAGAUCCUGGAGGCUCGCUCCUCACGCAGAUGAUCCUCCUGCUUCCUAAGCUUUGGUUUGGUAUGAACACCGAGGCUUCAUUCAGCCGUAUUCAAACACUGAAUUCACUUUCUGUAGCUGAGACGCUGUCUGUGUAGAAUGAUACACACUGCUUUCUUUUUCAUUGUUACUUCAUUUUACUCUGACGAUUUUAAAUUGUAAAAAAAAAAAGCCAAUUGAAGCCUUUUGUAGAUUUCAAUAAAUCUUGGUUCAGAAA
This is a messenger RNA of Cyprinus carpio (common carp), 4173 nucleotides long. RefSeq names its product BUB1 mitotic checkpoint serine/threonine kinase (gene bub1). The transcript has 25 exons. Gene Ontology annotation, biological process: meiotic sister chromatid cohesion, centromeric; protein phosphorylation; mitotic spindle assembly checkpoint signaling. The record is from RefSeq and is a predicted model, not a curated record. NCBI's taxonomy places the organism in Eukaryota, Metazoa, Chordata, Actinopteri, Cypriniformes, Cyprinidae. Gene Ontology annotation, molecular function: protein kinase activity; ATP binding. Bases 177 to 3950 code for a protein of 1257 amino acids.